AAAUCAACUUUUUAUUUCAGAUGAUGUGCGACUGGGUGUGGUUAUUCACUCUGUGCUCUCUCCUCAUGAUUGUCCACUCUUUGCCAACAAAUCUGGCAGAAGAUACAAAAAAGACUGAACAAACGAUGAGAGCAAAAUCUAAACGGGCACAGGAAAUGUUGAUGUUCGGAAACCAACAAAAUCGCCAACCAGAGAAUAAUCCAACCUCGUCUUCGUAUUCGUCCAGCGCGGAAAAAAGAACUGCGUCAGGAUUAGGCGGAUUAAAGGCAGCCCUUGUCGAAGAGGAAAAACCACUCUCUCGUUCUAAUGCGCCCAGCAAUCCGUUCUAUGAUCAUAAAAAUUACGAUUAUGGCACAAUAAAUGAGCUGGGAUACGAGAUGCCCCAGGUAUGGGAUAGUUCGUCCUACUCUCGUUACCACGCGAACGAAGAUCGUCGGAAAAGAUCCGAGAAAUCAGCGGCUGGAUCAACAACCAUAAAACCAUCGACCACUUCGUUCCAGUCUCCAACAUCUGCUCAGCAAUCUGUGCAGACGCAAGUGAAGAGAAACGUUCCCAUUUAUCAAGAACCACGAUUCAAGAGGGAAUUGGAUAUCGAUCCGGAAGACGUUUUAACUCUUCUCUCCUUGUGGGAAAACGAACGUCGCAAACGAAACUGGCAUAAAUAUAUGAACGAGGAAUACGAGAAUGUAGAUGACGAAGACAAUCUUCUCGAGGAAGAGGAUUCUCGAAACAUUAUUCCGUGGAUGGAUUCCUCGGUCUAUCCUCCUCGUCAUUACAACCUAGAUUCUUUGUCACUGUCAGACAUCGGGAUCGUUCGUACCCAUCCAUCCAGCUAUUAUGAACAAUACGAGAACCAGUACGGGCAGCAAUACGAUACAUCUCAAUACGGCAGCCCUCAAUACGGUCUGGUUUAUCCUCAACAGACUUAUUACAGUGCUCCCGAGAAGAGGUUUAUGAUAUCCAGGAAACGCUCGCAGGCGUACGAUCCUUACUUCAACGCGGCCCAAUUCCAAAUAGGCUCCCAAUCGCGGGGAUAUCCUUAUCAACACCGACUCGUCUAUUAAAUCGUCUAUUAUGCUCGACGAACAACAAGUGAUCGAAAACGUAUUGUAUCGAAGAAGGCGAAAGAUCCUAAUAAAUACAGCACGAGAAAGAGGGUAACGAACUGACGUUUUCGGACUCACGUAUACGAAACUGAAACACAAAUUUUGCGCUUUCUUGGCGAACGUUCCCUCUCUAACAUUCUCUUCUUUUCUACUAUUCCGCCUUUGUUUUUUUCGUGAAUACGGCGAUACGUGCUCGAGAGGCGAACAAGAAAGACUACUUUUACUUUAAGAAAUACGAUGCUCAAAAAAAGACUCAUUCAUAAGAUUUACAAGAGCCUGGUGAAAAGACAAUAGACCUCUUGAUUGAAACGUCUCUAUCGUUCGGUCAACAAUACAUCAUUUGGAAUAAAAAUUUCUUCUAAAUUCAUUAUUUUUUUUUUUUUUCGAAUUUCUUCGAAAACUAUUGCAAAAUUCGAUGGAAUAUUUGAAGCUUUCAUCAUGCUUCUGUAUUCUGCAAGAAAGGAAACAGAGCCUCGAAAGCGACGACUGAAAUCGUUGAAAAUUGAAAUCGUAGUUACUCGAAUCAAAUUACCCUCAGGCUUGGUUCACGAUUUCUCUGACUGAUUAAAUAAAAAAAAGAAAAAAAAAAGAAAAAAAAAGUAAGAGAAGACGAUGAAUAGAGUUCUUUUUUCAUGAGUUAGCUCGAAGAUAGAUGUAGCGGAAAUGAUAAUGAAACGAGAUGAUAAUCGAAAUGGAAAAAAAAAAAAAACAAGAAACGAUGAUUUAAUUCGAUGACAGUAGAUACAGUAGACGAUUUCCUAGGGAAUAUAGAACGAAAGACGAGGCUGAAGAAAUGUAGUUUUAUAACUUUUAUCAUUCGUUUCGCAUAUGGAUUGUUAUAUAUAUAUAUAUAUAUAUAUAUAUAUAAUAAUACAUUGACAAGAGGUGGUGACCGAAGUUCGAUCAAGCUUGUUCGUAAAACUAUUUAUAUAUUUCAUCUCCCUUAAUUUACUUUGCAAAAGAGGCAAGAGAGAAAUAUUACACACGCAUACACAGAUAUAUACAAAAUCAAUAAUAUCAAAGCACAGUGUAUAUCGAGUACUGAAAAUACCAGUUUAAAUCCAAUGAUAUAGUCGGUGUUAAGAAUAACAACAACAUAUCUUCUAAUUGGAUUCUCACACUUUAUAUUCGAUUCGAUAAUUCGUCCCUCAACAUCCCUUAUUACUUUUAAACGUGAUCGUCAAUUAAUUUUUCUAGCCAGUGUACAAACUAUAAUAAUCGUAACGUCAAUGAAAUAUUGAAUGUCAAUGUGUAUAUCUCGAUAACGUUCGCCCUUAUGGCUGAUUAAAUGAAACCUAGAAGAUAAAAAAUUUCACGACUCGAUCAUAAAUCCAUUUCUGAUGCAAAUUCUGAUAUUGCAAAUUCAUAUUAUUAUAAUUAAACCGUUGAAUUACGCUGAUAUUAUAAGAUCUCAAAACGGUCCGAUUUAAAAAUAUUACGUUAAUUCGAAGAAAAUCACGAGAAAAUAAUUAUAAUCGUUAACGAGGGCGUGAAAUUUUUCAUUUUCGUUUGCUGCGAAUGUAAAGUGUGAAAUACCAUUAUAUACCGAUAAUCCAUCGUCUUACCACUGUCUUAUCAAAAGAUAA
This is a messenger RNA of Apis florea (little honeybee), 2692 nucleotides long. RefSeq names its product prohormone-2. Lineage: Eukaryota; Metazoa; Arthropoda; Insecta; Hymenoptera; Apidae. The record is from RefSeq and is a predicted model, not a curated record.